AUAGUCUCCAGGGCACAGGCUGCUCCAUGGCAACGGCACCACUGAUAGGAAAAGUUGAGAUUUAAUAUUUUUUAACCUUUAAUAAAAGGAGAAAAUGACGAGUUUCUUUCAGAGUUUAACACCAGAAAUAGAAGCGUUCUCUUAAAUCAAAAUGCCAGCAACAAAAGUUAUCAAACAAUCCGCGGUGGAGGCUUCGAGAACCGUAGAGAGGACGAAAGGUGUCAAAGUAAAGGCGGUAAACGGAGCGCAGAGUGAACUCCGAGUGCCCGCGGUGCGUAAAAGCCGCGCGUCAAGCUGCUCCAGAUUUGAGGAGGGGGCCACCGCAGCGAGGAGAACGACCCUCAAACUGAGCCGUGAACGGAGGGCCAGGUCCAGCUCUAACACCCCAAGAAAUAACCAGGACUGCCGGAAGACGACCAGCUCUGCGAGGAGCAACAAUGUGAGCCAGAGAUGUCAGAAGAUGAACCCGUGUCAGAGGGAGCAGAGGGCGGUCAGAAAGGAGGCCAAGCAGGCUAUUCAAAAUUACAAAGCUUUUACCGUCAUCCCCCCGAACCCAAAGAAAAGAAGAGAGAUCCAGAGAAAGGCGGAGGCGGAGCUUGCUGCUUUAGAGGAGUUAAGGCUGAGCAGAGCAAUGGCGUACGUCUCAAUUAACCCCAGCACUGUUGGUGGCUGCAUGAGUCUGGAGGAAGUACGGUUGAAGCAGCAGCAGGAAAUGAUGAAAGCAAAGAGGAAACCAAAACCGAUAAAGACACUGGUGAUGGAGGAAACACCAGUCCUGGAAAUCUGAGCGUGAUCUUCCCUACUACAGUUUUUUCUUCUUUUUUUCAACAGAAAUCUGACAUUGUUAGACACUGGAUCAGAACCAAAAUACAAGAUAAAGUUCAGCAUAACUUUUUUAGCAAAAAUCCUAACUUUACAUUUGAAGCCUAACUCUGCUCAUGUUUAUUUUAAUAUUUAAGGACAUUUUAUACAUAAUCCUUUAGUAUAUAAUGUGCUUUAUAAAUCAAAAUGAACUUAUUUGUAUUUUAAGAUAUUUUGUUCUAUCAGAAUCUUAUUAAACAGCCCCAUUGUAAUGUACAGAAACACAAUGAAAAGUCAGACAAAACAGCAAAAGUAGAACCUUUAUUUGUGUCAAUUCUGGCCUUUGCUUGCACAGUCAGCUCAUACUCUUCAGUCUUUCAUAAAGCUCAUAAAAAAGAGGACUGUGUAGAUAUAAAAUGGUGUUAAUGUGCUGCCAUGGUUUGGUUCAGUACUGAUGAAAUAAAUCAAAUUUUGAUAACA
Messenger RNA from Cheilinus undulatus (humphead wrasse), 1281 nucleotides. RefSeq lists its product as uncharacterized. The transcript is spliced from 5 exons. The record is from RefSeq and is a predicted model, not a curated record. Bases 152 to 787 code for a protein of 211 amino acids. NCBI's taxonomy places the organism in Eukaryota, Metazoa, Chordata, Actinopteri, Labriformes, Labridae.